GCCGCCCAUAACUUCUCGUCUCGUCUCGUCCCCGGCUCCGAUUUCUCGUCGCGCCCCUUCCAAAAUAUCGCCCACGAUCCCCACCUCUCCUCCUUCCUCACCUCGCCGGCGCGCAGUGGAGAUCCAUCCGGGUUUGGAUCGGGCUCUUCGUUCGCUGAUUUUUCGAUGCACCUUAAAUUAAAAAUGCUUGGGUCUGAAACCUAUCUACCCUUUUUUCUCGCCAAAGAUGGUCUCAGCCAACAUAUAUCAAUGAUGGCAAUGUGUCGCUGAAUCUUGCUGGAGCCGCAAUAAGCAUGACAGUUGUGCAAAAGAUGCUUAAUCAUUCAUGCUGUGACUCCCUCGAAUGGAACUUUCUUCUUCUGAUGCUAUUGUGUAUAGGCGAGCCUAGUGUGAGGUGACUGCAAUGAAUUUUAGAGGUGGUGAGGGAUCUAAGGUGCGGAGUUCCUUUUGUGUUCAGUGAUUCUUGGCAAGAGCUCUUUGGUGGAGUUAACAAUCAUGGAAAGGUAUAAAUUAGUAAGGGAGAUAGGUGAUGGAACUUGUGGAAAUGUUUUCAUGGCUUAUCAUGUAGAAACAACUGAAAUUGUUGCUGUUAAAAAAAUGAAGAGAAAGUUUUACCAAUGGGAAGAAUGUGUUAGCCUGCGAGAAGUAAAGGCUCUUCAGAAACUAAUUCACCCUAACAUUGUGAAGCUGAAGGAGGUGACUAUGGAAAACCAUGAGCUGUUCUUCAUCUUUGAACACAUGGAAUGUAAUUUGUAUGAUGUCAUAAGAGAAAGGCAAGUUGCUUUCUCUGAAGGGGAUAUACGGAAUUUUAUGGUCCAAAUACUGCAAGGUCUUGCAUAUAUGCAUAGUAAUGGAUAUUUCCACCGUGAUCUGAAACCUGAAAAUUUGUUGGUGACAAAUGGUAUUGUUAAAAUUGCUGACUUCGGGUUGGCAAGAGAAGUAUCUUCCAGUCCUCCCUACACUGAUUAUGUUUCCACCAGAUGGUAUCGGGCUCCAGAGGUGCUGCUGCAAUCUUCAGCUUACACACCUGCUGUUGAUAUGUGGGCUGUCGGUGCGAUUUUGGCUGAGCUUUUUACAUUGUCACCGCUUUUCCCUGGUGAAAGUGAGACGGAUCAGCUUUACAAAAUAUGCACUGUGCUUGGGACCCCAGAUUGUACUGUCUGGCCAGAGGGAAUGAACCUGCCUCGUUCAAGUAGCUUCAACUUUUUUCAGAUUCCCCCAAGGAAUUUAUGGGAGCUUAUUCCUAAUGCUUCUUUGGAAGCUGUUGACUUGAUCCAGCAACUUUGUUCCUGGGAUCCACGAAGGAGGCCAACUGCUGAGGAAGCACUACAACAUCCCUUCUUUAAUGUGUGCAACUGGGUACCAAGACCUGUCCAUGAUGCUUUCCAUACAAAAACAAAUGAAUCUAGAGCACAUCCAAGAUUGGAACUGAACCUGUGGAAUUUCAGCACAGAACCUGAUGACUGUUUCCUUGAUUUAACUCUCAGUCUGAAGCCAAGUUUUCCUGGAACAGACCUUACUAACGAUGUUCCACAACGUGCAGAAGAGGAAAUUCUACUGUACUCAGGAUUUGAGAAGACCCCUGUGAAGUCAGGUUUUUGGCCCCUCGUUUCAUCAGAUCGUCCCAUUGGUGAUGUUCCAGCCAUGCCAUCCUGGCCACAGGCAUAUAUGGUUGACAGCCAAGCCUCGUUGCCAGGAUUCUCCGUUUCUCCAUUCGGGUUGUCCUUACAGCCGAAUCUGAUGGAGAACCAUUCGUUGGCACCUAUCCGGCAGCGAUGCGAAGCAUUGAUGGCGCGAAGGAUGGACGGUGCCGGCAGCCGAGCCGUGCGGACUGACGCGGCGGAAAGGCUGGGAAAGGAGUGAAGCGCGCGUACCGUUUCGUACGAGCUGGCUGCCGCUGAUAGGGAGGGGGUGGCAUGACACAUCACAUCACAUUGCCAAACAAGCUUUGCUGGUAGAGUUCAGGAUGGAUGGACGGAUGCAGCGGGAGGCCUUGCCCCGUCGUGUUUCUGAGCUGGCCUGCCUCCCGCCGAGAGUCUGAUCAGAGUCGACACUGACUGGAAGUUACCUGUCGGGACAUAAAGCCUAGGGCCGGUUCAUGCGUAGCUCAACUCUAGAGGGUGACUGAAGAGCACUGACUCGAGUGAAGAGUGUUUCCCGAAAGAAAAUCAGGGCACAACUCUUUCCCAAAUAAACACAGCAGUGGAUAAAAUAAACACAACAGUAGAUACUAGUACUGUUAGUAACAUGCUAGGCUUACUUUUCUUAAAAAAAGAAGAGAGAAUCGUUCAGCCUGAAAGUAUAAUUUGGAUGUGAAGCUGUUUGCUUUUGGGCAAAGGAAAGUGCAGAGGCGAAAGGAAAACAAGAUGGAUGUUUCUGGGUUGGCUGGUA
This is a messenger RNA of Phragmites australis (common reed), 2391 nucleotides long. Its product is annotated as cyclin-dependent kinase F-3-like. The coding region runs from base 496 to 1863 and encodes 455 amino acids. Gene Ontology annotation, cellular component: nucleus; cytoplasm. The record is from RefSeq and is a predicted model, not a curated record. Gene Ontology annotation, molecular function: ATP binding; protein serine/threonine kinase activity. The transcript is spliced from 19 exons. NCBI's taxonomy places the organism in Eukaryota, Viridiplantae, Streptophyta, Magnoliopsida, Poales, Poaceae. Gene Ontology annotation, biological process: intracellular signal transduction; protein phosphorylation.